CCCACACCACAACUAACUCGACACCAGCCACCGGAAACACAUACGACAUCCUGUCCUAAACAAGAAUUUCCGAUCAUGGCACCCAAAAACGCAUCACUUGCAGGCCUCCCGGAUGAGCUUCUCUUGGGGAUUCUGCUCCACUUCAGCACCAUUCGCUCCUUUGAAACGUAUUCGACAACUUUUGACGAGAGAGAGAAGGAGAUCGCACGCCAACGGGAAAAUCGCCUACGUCAGAUAUCACUGUCCAACCUUUGCCUCACCUCUCGCCAUCUAAAUCGCCUUGCUAUUCCUGCUCUCUAUGCCGCAUUUACGGGAUCCUCGACAUGGUUCGGCAUCGGGUCUCUUAGACGCUUCCACCAUGAAAUAACAGCACCAAGGAAAGAUUCCACAUACGCUAGUCAUCUCCAGUAUGUAGAAAACCGAAAUACGGACAGAGAAGGCAGGAAUAUUUUUGCAAACCUGGACGAUCCUAGCGACUUAUACAUGAUAAAGGAAUACUUUUCUUUACUAGCUGGCGUCAUCAAUUCUGCCCCGAACUUGCAGCACAUCAAUGUGACCAGCACGGAGACUAGCAAAGUCUCCUUUUGGAAACAUGUCAUAAAUGAGAAGUACACAGUGACCUCUCGCUUCACAUUACUUGCCGGCCACGGUCUUGGUCGGCUAAAGACCUUAUGUAUCCAGACUGAUUUCGAAGAAGAAGAAGAAGAUCAGGAAGUCAGAGAAUCGUUUUUUGACAGUAUUUGUUCCGCAAUGGCAUCGGUGCCGUCGCUUUCUGAUAUUCGAGCUACCGGGGCUAUGGUGAAAGCAUCCAUUAGGCCAAAAGUCAAUUUUGGCCAGUUCAGAAACCUGCAACGCCUCGAAAUGACCGAAUGCCUUAUAGACUUUCGAUCAAUGGGAAUGAUUUUAUCAGCGUGCGAAGGGCUCCGACACAUCGUUUGCUCAUGGAACUACCUCGACUGCCUUGAACAAACAAUAGCUGACUUCAGGCCGGGUUUACUGAAGCAUUCCCACACAUUAGAAACACUUUUCUUAGAUUUUCGUAAAGUCCGACAUGAUACUGGGGUUAGCAUAGAAGAUCCUGGGCGCAUUGCGUCGCUGGGGCAGUUCGAGAAUUUGCAUACACUGACAAUAUCUCGAAUGCACUUUUUGGUUGGACUUGAGAAUAGCCCCAGCGAACAUUGGCCAAUGACUCCAUCCAAAGUUGCUGAAAUGUUGCCAUUGAGUCUCAAGCGGUUGAACUUGUUCGUCGAACUUAUCGAUGGGGAGGAUGGAUUUCCGGAGAUGUUAGGUGAUCAGAAAGAUCUAUGGGAUUUACUUGAGGCCUGCAAGGCGUCCUUACCAAACUUGUCGGAAAUCACUGUUGUAGGAAGCAGCGAAAUCUAUGGACAAGGACAGCUUAUGUAUGCUUUUGAGCAAGCUGGAGUGUGUUUUGAAGUCAUCACUGAGCACUGAGUUUUGAUGAUUGGCAAUAAGACGCGAUUCGCAUUACAUGUGGAUGGCAUGCUGCAUGCAAAACUAUGUAGCGGUCGGCCUGGCUUUACAUUAUAUAAUUGCUAGGUGGCGGCAUGCUUAACAGAUAGCAAUUACACCUACCAUAAAAUGCUGUCUUCCUGCCG
Messenger RNA from Bipolaris sorokiniana ND90Pr, 1616 nucleotides. RefSeq lists its product as uncharacterized. Bases 76 to 1452 code for a protein of 458 amino acids. The record is from RefSeq and is a predicted model, not a curated record. The transcript has a single exon. NCBI's taxonomy places the organism in Eukaryota, Fungi, Ascomycota, Dothideomycetes, Pleosporales, Pleosporaceae.